AUGCCCCCGGGGUACCCCCCAGCUCCCUGUUACCCCACCUUCUUGCCUGAACAGCUGCCACCUGGCACGCUCCACUACCAAGGUGAGUCCCUGUACUUCGAUGGUGGGCCCGCCGGGGCACCUGCUUUGGCGCUGACCGUGGCGGUGCUCACUUCUCCCUGUCCCACUCUAGAGCUGAUGCCACCGGGGAGCUGCCUGCCUGAGGAGACCAAGCCUAAGAGGGGACGCCGGUCAUGGCCAAGGAAAAGGACGGCCACGCACACCUGUGACUAUGCAGGCUGUGGCAAAACCUACACCAAGAGCUCUCAUCUCAAGGCGCAUCUGAGAACCCACACAGGCGAGAAACCUUAUCACUGUGACUGGGAAGGCUGUGGAUGGAAGUUUGCCCGAUCUGAUGAACUUACUCGUCACUAUAGAAAACACACAGGCCACCGCCCUUUCCAGUGCCAGCGGUGUGACAGAGCAUUUUCCAGGUCGGACCACCUCGCCUUACACAUGAAGAGGCACUUUUAAUUGGAAGUAGUGGAUCUUUCCCCGACUGCUGUAGAGAUUCAGUAUUUACAGCACAAGGACCAUCUUCUGCAAGAUGGGGAAAACGCAGUUUAAGCACUACCGAUAAUCGAGGUGAAGUCUUCCAAAGAGUGGAAAAGAGGGAUAAUUACAGACAUUGCAACCUUUUAAUAUAUGUACACUUAAAAUAAAAAAAAAAACUAAACCAAAACCUUUGGGGUCAAUGACUGGAUAUUCUAUCAUUCCAUUUGUAAAUCCAACUUGAAUUAUUUCUGGACUACAAAAUGCCAAGGAGUGACGGGAAGUCACGGAUAUCAGGGUUAAACAGACUGUGUGUAGUUCGGAGGGUGGGGAUAUUAUACAGGGAAAUGAUCUUCCCUUAAUUUUCUUUCAAUGCAAUAUUGGAUGUAAAUGUCAUCGUGUACUUUUUUUUUCCCUCCUUCUAAAAGCCAUUAUGAUGUUAAAAGAGGAGGAAAAAUUCAGGUACAGAAUUAUAUUUUCAAAGUUUGUGGUGCUUAGUGACUGUUGGUUCUAGAGGUACCAAAACCAGGAAGCCAAAGUUCUCAAACUGCUGCAUAUGUGACAAGGAAAUACUUUUUUUUUCUUCUGAUUGCUGAUUAUGACCUAAAUCAGGUAAAUAAACCUGGUUUAUCUUUUUUUUUUUUUUAGAAAAUAACUUCAUGCAGACAGUCUGUAAUGCACUGUGGUUUCGAUGUGCAAUAGUUUGUACAAUGUUUUAUUCCCAAAUAUGCCUUAAGCAGAACAAAUGUUUUCUAUAUAGUUCUUCACAUAAUAAAUAUGUAAUAUAAGUUUAAGCAAACUUCUAUUUUGUAUAUUUGUAAACUAUGAAGUUAAAAUGAACUUUUUGUUGGAAUUUGUAUUUUGCAUAUUCAAGUGGAAAAUAAAUUUUAAAUAAACUUAUAAUAUU
This is a messenger RNA of Eurypyga helias (sunbittern), 1438 nucleotides long. Its product is annotated as Krueppel-like factor 4. Lineage: Eukaryota; Metazoa; Chordata; Aves; Eurypygiformes; Eurypygidae. The coding region runs from base 1 to 513 and encodes 170 amino acids. The transcript has 2 exons. The record is from RefSeq and is a predicted model, not a curated record. Gene Ontology annotation, biological process: regulation of transcription by RNA polymerase II. Gene Ontology annotation, molecular function: DNA-binding transcription factor activity, RNA polymerase II-specific; RNA polymerase II cis-regulatory region sequence-specific DNA binding.